Molecule: messenger RNA, 3327 nt
Organism: Caretta caretta (loggerhead turtle)
Lineage: Eukaryota; Metazoa; Chordata; Testudines; Cheloniidae
Gene: KCNV2
Product: potassium voltage-gated channel modifier subfamily V member 2
Biological process (GO): protein homooligomerization; action potential; potassium ion transmembrane transport
Cellular component (GO): membrane; voltage-gated potassium channel complex
Molecular function (GO): voltage-gated potassium channel activity
Source: RefSeq, a predicted model, not a curated record
AGACUGAGGGAGCCGGGGCUGAAACAGGAUAAUAGCCUUUAAAUCCCCUUCUCUGAGCACUCAGAUCUUCCCUGUCAGCAAGAUUAAAGCGGUCAACAGCAGUCCCCGUGUGUCUGUGUCCCUGCCUGAGCUUUAACAACAACUGGAGGUGGUGGCUGGACGGGAGAGAAAUGUGAAACUGCCGCUGUGUUUGAUGCUCCAGAGGGAAAGAAAGAAGCACUGUUUGUCUCAGUGGUGGUGGCAGUGGGGACUGGUGUUAGUCCCUCAGUCAGGUGGAGGCAAAGGAAGGAGAGGAGGAGGAGAGAGAAGCAUCAUGUUGAAGUUUAACCAAAGGAGACCAUUCCCAUUCUCAGACUGUAAAGGAAGGGAAGGAGCUGCAACAAAUAUUGUUCCCCCAGAAACCAAUGCGGGAGAGGAGAAAGAAAGAAUGUGCUCACAGACGAAGAGUGUGGUUUCUGCUACUACUCCAUGGGCCUCUCAGUCUGUGCUGCCUGUGGGAACUGAGGGGAACUACCACUAUUAUGUGGAGGAGGAGGAGGAAGAAGAAGAGGAGGAAGAUGAAAGGCAGCUGCAAAAUCCGUCUCAGGAGAGAAGUAAGUUCUCGUCACCAUUUCCCAGCCCCCCUGCCUUCUCCUCCAGAAUAGCAGCGUCUGCUUCUUCCAUGCUGAACAUAAAUGUAGGUGGCAAAAGUUACCGCCUCACCUACCAGGCAGUGGCCAUCUACCCUAAGACCCGUCUGGGCCGCUUGGCCACGUCCACCGAUCGCCAUUGCCAGCUGGGUCUGUGCGAUGACUAUGCGGUUCAGGGGGAUGAGUACUUCUUUGAUCGGGACCCCGCUGUCUUCCAGCUGGUCUACAACUUCUACGCCUCUGGGGUGUUGCAGGUGCGCGACGAGCUGUGCCCACUCAGCUUCCUGGAGGAGCUGAGCUACUGGGGGGUGCGGCUCAAAUACACACCGCGCUGCUGCCGCAUCUGCUUCGAGGAGCGGCGUGACGAGCUGAGCGAGCAGCUGAAGGUGCAGCGGGAACUGCGUGCCCAGGCGGAGUCCCAGGAGAGCGAGCAGCUCUUCCACCACAUGCGCUACUAUGGCCCCCAGCGUUGGCGCCUCUGGAACCUAAUGGAGAAGCCCUUCUCCUCUGUCAGCGCCAAGGCUAUGGGGGUGGCCUCCAGCCUUUUUGUGCUCGUCUCUGUGGUGGCACUGGCUCUCAACACUGUGGAGGAGAUGCAGCAGGUGGACAGGAAAAGCGGAGAGAGUCGCCCUAUGCUGGAGCACGUCGAGACGCUGUGCAUCGCCUUCUUCACCCUGGAGUAUCUGCUGCGGCUGGUCUCCACCCCAGACCUGCGCCGCUUCGCGAGCAGCCCCCUCAAUGCCGUGGAUCUCAUCGCCAUCCUCCCCCUUUACUUCCAGCUGCUGCUGGAGUGCUUUGCAGACGAUGACCAGCCCCGAGGCCGGGGCUCUCAGCACAAGCAUGACAUUGAGAAGGUGGGACGGGUGAGCAAAGUAGGGCAAGUGCUGCGCAUCAUGCGCCUGAUGCGGAUCUUCCGCAUCCUCAAGCUGGCCCGCCACUCCACAGGCCUGCGCGCCUUCGGCUUUACCCUGCGCCAGUGCUACCAGCAGGUGGGCUGCCUCUUGCUCUUCAUUGCCAUGGGCAUCUUCGCCUUCUCCGCCAUGGUCUACUCUGUGGAGCACGACGUCUCCAGCACCAGCUUCACCAGCAUCCCCCAUGCGUGGUGGUGGGCUGCUGUCAGCAUCUCUACAGUGGGCUAUGGUGACAUGUGUCCAGAAACUCACCUCGGAUGCCUGUUUGCUUUCCUCUGCAUUGCUUUUGGAAUAAUUCUGAAUGGAAUGCCCAUCUCCAUCCUCUACAAUAAAUUCUCAGACUAUUACAGCAAACUGAAGGCCUAUGAGUAUACAGCUGUAAGGAAGGAAAGAGGCAAGAUUGACUUUAUACGACGAGCCAGGAAGAAAAUGUCUGAGUGCUGUGAAGAAGGCCCAACCCAUUAUUUACCAAGGCCUAGAUACAAUUAAUACUCCAGGAAAGAUAAAGGGACAGAGGAGCAGAAGGGGAAAGCAGAGGAAACACUAUUACAACGGAUCACCCAAGUCAAAUAAAGAUAAAGCAACAGCUCUAAAAGGAAUAAGAAAAUACUGAAGGCAAAUCUCAAACUUUAGUCUUUUUAAAAAAUUACAGAUCUAUUUUACUAGUUUCUUCACAGCGUCUUUUUGCUGGUGCUCAUUCUUACAGCAGCAAUGAGCCUGGUUUAUAUGUGCGAUGCCAGCGUCGAUGGCGCUCGAUGAAUUAUCCAGCCAGAGACUUUGAGUUGUAUAGCUGAAGCAGGGCUGUAAUGCCAUGCCUGAUACACAUCCUACAAUAAUGACCCACCAUGGCCAAAUCAAAAGAAACCGAGUCUGUUCCCAUGCAGUGGCUGCUACUCAGCAAUAGGCAGGAUGACUCUUACCUCAAAAAUUAAACAGAUGUAGAAGGGGGGAAAAUAUAUUGCUUUGCAGUGCAGAAAUAGGUUAUGUAUUAGGUUUUUAAACAUGGUGCGGACACAGAUAGUAUGGACCCGCUAUAGCUACAUCAGUUGCUUUCACAUAUAAACAUCUUUCUUAGGUUUUUGGACCUUAUUUGUCCUAUACCACAUAGUUCAUGGUUCGAUUUGCCAAUAUUAUUUUUAAUGCAGCCUUGCAGAAUUGUACUUGCUUCCUGGCCCAGAGCGAGUAACUUUAGGAGUGAGAAAAAUGUUGAUUUUAUUCUUUUUUGUUUUUUCCAUUAAUAUCUGCCCUAAUGGCAAAGAACUGGUUAGUAAGUUUGGCUAAACAUUUGUGAUAGAUUUCCAAGCCCAUUUUAAUGCAAAAAAAUCUGUUUAAGAAUACAGAUGUAAACUAAAUGUACUUUAUAUGAGCAACCGUGUUUAAUGUUAAUAUCGUCUAUUAGUGUGUUAAGAACUAUAUGGGUUAGUUGUGGUUCAGAUCUAAGUUAAAAUACAGUUCUGAAAACAUAAGAGCGGGCAUACUGGGUCAGACCAAAGGUCCAUUUAGCCCAGUAUCCUGGCUUCUGACAGUAGCCAAUGCCAGGUGCUUCAGCGGGAAUGAACAGAACAGGUAAUCAGCAAGUGAUCCAUCCCCUGUCACCCAUUCCCAGCUUCUGGCAAACAAAGGCAAAGGACACCAUCCCUGCCCAUCAAAAGGGAAAGGACAUGGUUAGCUAAUAGGGCAUUUUCUUCCCCAGGAUCUUAGCAAUAGAUCUUCCAGUAGUUUUGAAACUAUACUUAUAAGAAAAGAAGCAUUUGAAUUUGUUUCAACAUUGAUAAAAUCAUAAUAAA